This is a messenger RNA of Vitis vinifera (wine grape), 1635 nucleotides long. RefSeq names its product WAT1-related protein At5g47470. Gene Ontology annotation, molecular function: transmembrane transporter activity. The coding region runs from base 364 to 1488 and encodes 374 amino acids. The transcript has 8 exons. NCBI's taxonomy places the organism in Eukaryota, Viridiplantae, Streptophyta, Magnoliopsida, Vitales, Vitaceae. Gene Ontology annotation, cellular component: plasma membrane. The record is from RefSeq and is a predicted model, not a curated record.
UGAGCAAAAUAAAUAAAUAAAGGAAGAAGAUGAGAGAGGAGAACGGAGGAUGGGAGGAGUAACGGGGGAAGGUUGAAAGGUGAAACCAAAGUUGAAUGUAAGACCCCACCAAACAUUGGUAAAUGGCAACCUUAGAAAAGGGGGCAGGAAGCGAACGGGAGGGCGAAGACUGGUAGAGAGGGGAAAGAGGUGCCACGAGUAUUAGUUCUACUUCAAAAUAGAGAAAGGCAGUUGGAUAUUGAAAUUUGGCGCACAGGACAAACACGACUCCCCAAUAAACCUUUCUUAUUUCCUUGCAAACCCACCAUAACCCAGAAGAAAAAAGGAAGGAGGAGGAGGAGGAGGAGAGGGGUAGCGUGUUGCAUGCAUGCAAAGACCAGGGUAGAAACAAGGAAGGAGGACUGGGUGGGUGGGAAGAAGAGAUUAGUGAUGGAGCUGCCAAAGAGGGAGAUGCUUGAGGACUUUGCAGUGAUAGGGGGUUUGGUGGGGGUGCAGGUUGUGUAUGCAGGCAACGCAUUGGUGCUGAGUUAUCUCAUGUCCGUUGGCCUCAACCCCCUCUCCCUUGUUGUCUAUUCUGCUUUUGCCACCUUCAUUGUCCUCACUCCUCUCUCCUUCUAUUUUGAAAGGAGUAAAUGGCCCAGCAGAAUCAGCUGCAAGUUAUGGAUUCAGCUGAUCUUGAUUUCCUUCACCGGGGUAACUUUGUUCCAAUCUCUCUUCUUAAUGGGAAUUGAGAAAACCUCACCUGCAAUUGCUACAGCAAUGCCCAACCUCGCUCCUGGACUCAUCUUCAUCAUUGCUUGCAGUUUUAGGCUAGAGAAAGUUAACAUAUCUUGUAUGUACAGCCAAGUCAAGAUCAUAGGCACUCUUUUGUGUGUGGUUGGUGCUGUUGUGAUGAGCCUUUUGCACAGCACCACAGAAAAAUCAUCAAAACUAUCAGAAAUAAUCUUCAAUGAAGAAAAGAUUGUCGGUUGCUUGUAUCUCUUGGCAGCCGUCUUCACUUUAUCUAGUAAUGUUGUGUUGCAGGCUACUACUUUGGUUGAUUUUCCCGCACCGAUCUCCUUGUGUGCCAUAACAUCGAUAAUCGGCGUGUUUCUAACUAUGAUCGUUGAGUUCCUGCAAAAUCACAAGUUUGAUACUGGCUGGCCCAACUUGAGUCUUCGUGACAUUGUCUUUUAUUCUCUACUGGGAGGCAGUGUGAGUGGACUAUGUGUGAGCUUCAAUGGGUGGGCAAUGAAGAAAAGAGGGCCAGUUCUAGUGUCCAUGUUCAGCCCCAUUGGAACAGUCUGCUCUGUAAUCCUCUCUGUUAUGACCCUAGGAGAGUCCAUUUCCAUUGGAAGCCUCUGCGGUAUGUGCCUCAUGUUCACCGGCCUCUACUUUGUGCUGUGGGCUAAAGGGAAAGAAGGAUUCCAGGUCGGUGAGACCUUGGAGCCGGAGCCGGAGCCGGAGCUGGAAAAUGAUGUAGAGAAGCCUCUCUUGGACCAUACAUAAUUGGUUUCAAAGAGUCAUGGGGCCAGUGCAGACCAGCGGUCCUUCCAACACGCAAGAUGGAUGAAAUUGAUUGGCUUUGAAUGUUCAAAUACUCUAUGGAAUUGGAAGUUGGUUCAAGUGUUAUGUAAAUAUUUCAAAUUUCUGGUA